AUGGCAGACUUAGAGAAAUUGCUCCUGGAGGCAGCUGGAAGGACAACUACGACUGUGAGGAACCGCCAUUCUUCUCCGCCAUCUAGAAGACGACGAAAAAGUUCACAUCCUGACGAUGGAAGUGACUUCAAAAAUGAUGACUCAGAUGAUGAUCGCGGUUAUUCAAAUAGAAAACCUUCUGGCUCACAAGUGCCUCUCAAGAAAAGGGGCCGAGUUAAAGCUCAAAUUUUAGGGAGCUUUGCCAAGACUGUAUCCUCUAUGGUCUCAAAAGCAAGGAAGUACUGGCUAAAAUCAAAGAAAGCAACAGCGCCACCGGCAGCGACAACUCCACCUCCUUCGUCGCUAGUCCAGCAUCGAGUGGGUACGCUUCUGAUGCGUAUUCUAAUCGGGUUUGUUGACUUCCUGUCCCAGUGA
Fraxinus pennsylvanica is the source of this 414-nucleotide messenger RNA. The record is from the annotation of a GenBank genome assembly. NCBI's taxonomy places the organism in Eukaryota, Viridiplantae, Streptophyta, Magnoliopsida, Lamiales, Oleaceae.